CACCACUCGACCACGCUCGACUGUAGCAACAAAGACUUGCGCUCACAUAGUACUAACCUUGGCGCAGCGCAACUGAUCAACAGGCACACACAGUGAAACUACCGCAAGCAUGGCACCUUCUGGACCGCCACCGUACACAAUAGACCAAAUCAACGCAAUGAGCACGAAAGAGGAACGACUGCGCGCCCGCGCAGAACUGAAUAGCUACAUUGCGCGCAUGAAGAAAGAGCAGCAGGACCGACUCGCCCACGGCUACACCGCAGAUGGAUACGCAGCACCGACGUACCACAGCCCUGCGUCUGGAUACAACCCUCGGGGUCGCGGCGCGUACAACCCAUACCGAGGAGGACCACAGCGUGGCGGAUAUGCAUAUGGAGGGCGGGGAGCGACUUCGUACCAUCCGUAUCAGCGCCCGCCACCGUCACAUGGCCCGGCCAAAUUCAAGAACCGCACCGUCGUCUUCAACAAGUCAGACGCGUCUGCUGAAACCCCUGGUGCUGAGGGCGUCUCGGCUCCCGGUUCAGCGCCGCUGUCGACUGCUCAUUCAAGACAGAACAGUCCUCUCGCCACGGAACCCAAGCAGCUUUGCGCGACUUUCACAUGGACAGGCAUAUGCACGCGCCACGGAUGCCCCCUCGUCCACGACCCGAACAAACAGGCGCUCUGCAAGCGCUGGCUCUUCAAGAACGACUGCAAUCGAGGUAGCCGCUGUUCUCUGUCUCACGAUUCCACCCCUCACAACGUUCCGACCUGUCUACACUUCCAGGAAUCACGAUGCACGAACGAGGACUGUCGAUUUGCGCAUAUUCGCGUCAACCCGGCAGCUCAGAUCUGCGACGCUUUCGGGCGUCUCGGGUACUGCGAGAAGGGCGCCGAGUGCGCAGACCUGCACGCCUACGAGUGUCCCGACUUUGCGAACAAAGGCGAGUGCAUUCGCGGCGACAAAUGCCAACAUCGACACAUUCAUCGUGCGUCCCGGAUGCGGAAGGCUGCUGGUCACGCUACGCCAGAAGAGCAAUCACGAGCCGGUUCGCCCGAUGCUGAGAUGGCGGGCAAUGCGAUGCAAGAGAUGACCUCGGACACGUCGCAGGCACCCCAGAUGUUCACGCAGCAGGUCGACUACGUACCCUUCGACGUGGAAGAUUAGGCAGCACGCAGCACUGCAUUCUCGACACUAAGAAUAUGUAGGCCCCCUCCCCUGCGCAGCGCUACCUCCACCUAACCCAUGUUCCGCAUCGAAGCUGCAACUCGAUUGCUUAUCCGGUAGGGCACUUUUGACUUUGCUGUUGGACUAUUUUGACGUCCCAAGUCUCGAUUCAGCGUUACCCCGACACGGUGCGUAUUGCGAUGAUACCCCUUUGCGCUUCACGACGGCGUCAUGUCCGUGAUCCCUGGUAGUUUCCUAGCUUCUUGGUGUCAGUAGAUAGCCGGGUCCGGGGCUGGACGCUUUCGUUCAUCCAGAAGAACAGUAAAAGCAUGUAGGAAUAAAAGAAUGAAGAAUGAAGAAUUAAGAAACAAGAAACAAGAAAUAAAAAAUAAAAAAUAAAAAACAAAA
Didymella exigua CBS 183.55 is the source of this 1555-nucleotide messenger RNA. RefSeq lists its product as uncharacterized. The coding region runs from base 110 to 1147 and encodes 345 amino acids. Gene Ontology annotation, cellular component: nucleus. Gene Ontology annotation, molecular function: metal ion binding. NCBI's taxonomy places the organism in Eukaryota, Fungi, Ascomycota, Dothideomycetes, Pleosporales, Didymellaceae. The record is from RefSeq and is a predicted model, not a curated record. The transcript has 3 exons.